AGACAGUAUAUAUAGUACUAGUAGGAAGGUUGAAAAAAAUAGAGUCAGUUGAAAGUUGACAAUCUCAGCAAAAUGAAAUUCUUCGUAGUCAUUGCCGCUGUAGCCGUCACGUCCGCCGCCGCCGCGGACGAGAAAUCGGCCCAAGUAGUUAGAUCUAGCUUCGAUUCCCAACCCGAGGGUAGUUUCAAGUACGGCUACGAAACAGAAAAUGGAAUCCUCCUUUCUGCCGAAGGUGUUUUGAAGAACGCCAACUCUGAAUACCCCGCUGUUGCUAUUGAGGGAGGAUACAAAUACACUGCCCCUGAUGGUACUCCCAUUGAAAUUACCUACGUUGCCGACGAGAACGGAUACCGUCCCCAGGGUAAUUUCUUGCCCAUCAGUCCCCCAAUUCCCGAGGCCAUCGCUCGUUCCCUCGCAUGGAUCGCUGCCCACCCUCCCCCAGUUGAGAAGUACAGCUCUCGCAACUAAGAUAUAACGAUUAUGCAAAUUGACUCCAGUACAAAAUAAUAUUGCCGUAUUGUAGACAAUAAAUGUUGAUUUUAGUUUA
Messenger RNA from Manduca sexta (tobacco hornworm), 547 nucleotides. Its product is annotated as larval cuticle protein LCP-17. The transcript has 4 exons. The coding region runs from base 73 to 468 and encodes 131 amino acids. Gene Ontology annotation, molecular function: structural constituent of chitin-based larval cuticle. Lineage: Eukaryota; Metazoa; Arthropoda; Insecta; Lepidoptera; Sphingidae. Gene Ontology annotation, cellular component: chitin-based extracellular matrix. The record is from RefSeq and is a predicted model, not a curated record.